Messenger RNA from Brenthis ino (lesser marbled fritillary), 348 nucleotides. NCBI's taxonomy places the organism in Eukaryota, Metazoa, Arthropoda, Insecta, Lepidoptera, Nymphalidae. The record is from the annotation of a GenBank genome assembly.
AUGGAUAAUAACACAGAUCAUGCUGAUCCAAACAAUUUUAGUCCAUUAACUAUCCAAGAAGUUGAUGUAGAUUUUCUACCGAUUGUGUACGAAAUCAUACGAAGUGUCGAGCGGGACUUCCACGAUAAUUCAGCUAAGGCGAGAGAAUCACAAGAUUGCAGCCUGAAAGUGUUGGAAUUGCAAAAGAAAUUUGACAUUGCACGUUCUCAGAUAAGACGUCUGCCGGGUAUAGAAUAUAAUAAACAAGAUCAGCUAAAACAGUUUGAUAUUCUCAGGACCCAGCUAAGGCUGAAAAGAGAACUAUUACAGAAGUAUCGUAAUAUGUGCUCCUUUGAAACUUCUUUCAAG